Molecule: messenger RNA, 1624 nt
Organism: Myotis davidii
Lineage: Eukaryota; Metazoa; Chordata; Mammalia; Chiroptera; Vespertilionidae
Gene: TSSK4
Product: testis specific serine kinase 4
Exons: 5
Coding region: 767-1525 (252 amino acids)
Biological process (GO): protein phosphorylation; microtubule cytoskeleton organization; intracellular signal transduction
Cellular component (GO): cytoplasm
Molecular function (GO): tau-protein kinase activity; ATP binding; protein serine/threonine kinase activity
Source: RefSeq, a predicted model, not a curated record
CGGGGCCCUCAGCCCGGCUGGAAGCGUCUUCCCAGACGUUAAAGGGGACUAACCCCGCUGACGGUUCCUGAGCAGGGCUGCGGACCGGGCCUGGCUAUCAAGAUCAAGGCGCCGUUUCGGGAAAAGAGUCGUCGCCAGGCCGCCCUCCUGUCCCCGGGAAGGUUUGGGCGGAGGGCUUGAGAGCAGUUCCCGCGUGCGCGCCCAGUGACUGUCCAGGACGUGGAACCCGGGCGGCUGCCGAGCCCACACCUAGUGGGCGCCCCGAAGCGUUUGCCGGCUGCACCGACAGCCUUCGCCACCGCCCUAGACCUGAGCGGUCCACGGUCCCCAGCCCGGGCCUGGUGAGGCUUGUGGGCACAGCCCACACAGGGUCCUUGAUCCCGGAUCUCACCUCCCGCCCCUCGUCCUGAACGGCCUGCCUUCCCGAGGCCGCAUUGGAGGCCUCCGUGGCCGUGCAACGACCGUUCAUGUCUGACGAUAGGCAGGCCUGCGCGGGGGCCGGGGUGGGGGCGCAGAGAGGGUGUCUGCCCGUUCCCCCUGUGAGUUGGGCAGUCCGACAGGGUUAUUGUUAAUUGCAGACUAUUCAAGGGUGUCUACCUGUAAGGGCGUUUUCCUGGAGAUCGGGCCCAGGGGCAGAGACCUUCCUUUGGCCACCUGGGAGCAGCAUGUGAGGAAGCUGCAAGUCACAAGUGGCUUCUGGCCUGAAAAGUCCUUCAUUUGCCAACAUCUGCCCCCUCUGACCCAACCCUCCUUCCUACAGGAGGUAAUGAAGGUCCUGCGGCACAAGAACCUCAUCAACUUCUACCAGGCCAUCGAGACCACGUCCCGAGUGUACAUAAUUCUGGAGUUGGCUCAGGGCGGCGAUGUCCUUGAAUGGGUCCAGCGCUACGGGGCCUGCUCUGAGCCCCUUGCGGGCAAGUGGUUCUCCCAGAUGUCCCUGGGCAUCGCCUACCUGCACAGCAAGGGCAUCGUGCACCGGGACUUAAAGUUGGAGAAUUUAUUGCUGGACAAGCGGGAGAAUGUGAAGAUAUCAGACUUUGGCUUCGCCAAGAUGGUACCUUCUAGCCAUUCUGUGCAUAAUAGCCCUUCUUUACACCAAAGGACCUAUUUUACCCACCUCAGCCAGACCUACUGUGGCAGCUUUGCUUAUGCCUGCCCAGAGAUCUUGCUAGGCUUACCCUACAACCCCUUCCUGUCUGACACCUGGAGCAUGGGUGUCAUCCUCUACACUCUGCUGGUUGCCCGUCUGCCCUUUGAUGACACCAAUCUCAAGAAGCUGCUGAAGGAGACUCAGAAGGAGGUCACUUUUCCACCCAACGUGUCCGUCUCCCAGGAGUGCAAGAACCUGGUCUUCCAGACGCUACGUCCACCCAACAAGCGUGCCACCAUCCUGGACAUCAUCAAGGAUCCAUGGGUGCUCAAGUUCCAGCCUGAGCAACCCACCCAUGAGAUCAGGCUGCUUGAGGCCAUGUGGCAGCCGCUCAGCACGGCGAGUCGUCGCGCAUCCUUGGAAAUCAGUAUCUGAAAGUGGCUGAGGCAGGGGUUGAGAGAGGAGCAAAGCAGGAAGGGUUUGGGGCUGAAAAUCUUUUAUACCAAAAAUAAAUCUAAUUCUGAUUAGUUUCAU